Messenger RNA from Cuscuta epithymum, 1109 nucleotides. The record is from the annotation of a GenBank genome assembly. NCBI's taxonomy places the organism in Eukaryota, Viridiplantae, Streptophyta, Magnoliopsida, Solanales, Convolvulaceae.
GAAAACUAUAAAAUGACAUGAAGCCAGGGCAAUCAUAUGUACAACGUCAUUGCAUGCAUGCAAUAUAUCCUAAAAACAACAAGAGACAAUUCUCACAUAAUUAGAAAGAAUAACAUCAUCAGGUGUUAAUCAAGCAUGGGACCUUUAAAUCAGCACAUUAGUGUAACUUUUCUAGUGUCAUUGAUGAUCUUCACUCUUUUAUCAGCAGAUCCCUCAAUUGAAUUUAUGCCCUAUGAUGAUAAUGAUAUAUCAGCAUCCAUACUGAAGCCAAUGGCGCCUCCACCGAAGUCGCCGCAUCCUCCCGCGCCAGCGCCUUCCAAGCCGACGCAUUCAUCGAAACCUCCCGCGCCCGCACCAUCCAAGCCGACUCAUGCACCGAAAGCUCCCGCGCCCGCACCAUCCAAACCGACUCAUGCACCGAAAGCUCCCGCGCCCGUGCCUUCCAAGCCGACACAUGCAUCAAAAGCUCCUGCACCCGCACCUUCUAAGCCGACGCACAUCCCAAAAGCUCCUGCACCCGCACCAUCCAAGCCGACUCAUGCACCGAAAGCUCCCGCCCCCGCACCAUCCAAGCCGACACACGCACCUAAAGCUCCCGCCCCCGCACCAUCCAAGCCGACACAUGCAUCAAAAGCACCCGCACCUGGACCAUCCAAGUCGGCACAUGCAUCGAAAACUCCCACGCCCGCACCAUCCAAACACACAGAUGCGUCGAAAGCUCCGGCGCCUGCACCAUCCAAGCCAACUCAUACAAUGAAAUUGGCUCCACAUCGACCAGCACCCUCACCAAGGGCACCGUUGCAUACACCCCCACCAGCACCAAAGCUCCCACCGCCAACACCAAAGCUUGGACGAAGGCUUGCAUAAUUGCCACCACAUCCAUCACCCAAGUCAGCACCUAAGCCAACUCCAAAGAGUAGCUAGAUCAUAUAUGCGCUUAUUUAAUUUUAAUGUGUACCUACAUCUAAAUAAAUUAAGAUUGAAAUAAUGCAAACUCAAUGUGAGUUGCUUGUGGUGUUAUUGUUUACCUCGAUCGCCAUGGUGGCGGGGUUGUAUACUUGUAUUAAAGGAAAUUCUUGAAUCAUACUUGGUUGUAAACUUUCAAGUUC